Molecule: messenger RNA, 1462 nt
Organism: Racocetra persica
Lineage: Eukaryota; Fungi; Glomeromycota; Glomeromycetes; Diversisporales; Gigasporaceae
Source: the annotation of a GenBank genome assembly
AUGCUCAAUCAUCAUAACUCUUUAACAUCUAAUGAUACUAAAAAAAAUCAUGAACAAAAUUCUAUCACUUUAUCUCCCUCAGUAUUAACUUCCGUACCAAAAAAAACCAAACAAAUAUCACUUACCUUAGAGACAAGGAUAAAAAAUAUAAAUAAUAAAAUAGUUAGUAAUUAUCUUUCACAUACCCAUUCUACUCACCCUUUUACCUUUUCUUCUCCUGUCUCCUCUACCACAAGUUCUCGAUUAACGUCACCCCAACAAAAUAAUAAUACUAGUCAAUUACCUUCCCCCCCGUCUUCUUAUAGUUCUUAUUCAAAACAACAAUCUUUUUUUGAACAACUAACGAAAGCCACAACUUUACACCCUUACGCUACAUCAAAAACGAUGCAACGUUCUUCGCGCGGUGGUCAUUCACAUCAACUUAGUAACGGUAGCGUUACAAGUAAUAGUAGUGACCAUCAUAGCAGAAAUAACAGCGCAAAUGGUGGUGACCUUUUACCACAGCAUCAAAGAAAUAAUAGUAACCAAGGUGGACCAAGUCCAGAUUCAAAAUUCUUACUGUCUGAUUUUACCAUCUGCCGUACCCUAGGUACAGGCUCGUUUGGUAGAGUUCACCUUGUACAAUCAAAGUAUAACAACAAGUUUUACGCGAUGAAAGUUUUAAAGAAGAGUGAAGUAGUUAGGUUAAAACAGGUUGAACAUACGAACAAUGAAAAGCAUAUCUUGGAACAAGUACAACAUCCUUUCUUGGUAAAUUUAUGGGGAACUUUUCAAGAUAGUUGCAAUUUAUAUAUGGUUAUGGAUUAUGUGGUGGGUGGUGAACUUUUUAGCAUACUAAGGAAAACUCAGCGUUUUCCUGAUCACGUCGCAAAAUUCUAUGCUGCUGAAGUCCUCCUCGCCUUCGAAUACUUGCAUUCAAAAGAUAUAAUCUAUCGAGAUCUUAAACCUGAAAACCUCCUACUGGAUCGUAACGGCCACAUAAAAAUUACUGAUUUUGGAUUCGCAAAAUAUGUACCAGAUAUAACGUGGACUUUAUGUGGUACUCCUGAUUACUUAGCUCCAGAAAUAAUUCAAUCAAAAGGUUAUGGAAAAGCUGUGGAUUGGUAUUCUUUAGGCGUGCUAAUAUUUGAAAUGCUCGCUGGAUAUCCACCAUUUUAUGAUGAGGAUCAUAUGCGAUUAUACGAAAAGAUAUUAGCUGGAAGAAUAAAAUAUCCUUCAUUUUUUAAUCCUGACGCAAAAGAUUUACUAAAACGGUUGUUGACUAGUGAUCUGACGAAAAGAUAUGGAAAUUUAAAAGGCGGUAGUAAGGAUAUCAAAGGACAUGUUUGGUUUAAAGGUGUAGAUUGGGAUCGAUUACUCAGACGAGAAAUUCAAGCACCAUAUGUACCUGUCGUCAAUGGAGAAGGUGAUGCCAGUAAUUUUGAUGUUUAUCCUGAGGAAAGGGAACCUUAUGGGAAACCUU